UUAGAAACCGCGGAUCGAUCGGAAUUGUGUUGGCUUCAAGAAUAGUGAUCAAAACAGUUUGGUGCGAAUAAAACAUAUUUCUCUAUGCAAAGUGCUCUACAUGUCUGUGAAUAUACGAUUUUUGAUUGCUAUCUAUAAGUUUGAUAACUAAAAUCGACGUUUAUCAAAUGCAAAAUUGUUUCAUACAAAAGUGAUGUUCACGGUUGUUCAAUUCAUUUAUAAGCAAAAAUUACACGUUCUGACUGUGCCAUUCAGCUGGAUUAGUGGUGACUCGCUGAUGCUGCCUGAAUCGUUAGACGAUUUUGUAGAAAAGCUGCGUGUCCAAGGAAAUCCUUACAAUGGACCUACAAAAAUGGUUCCGGCAAUUGUCGGUGAACAAUAUGAAACCUUCGGUGAAGCAGUAAACGCAGCAUCGUCGUUAGACCCAAUCGUCAGAAACAUUACUAAUAGCAUUUUAAUGUAUCAAGAGCAAGAUAAAGAUAGUCAAGAAAGUGACAUUGAUAUGUCGACUGGCAUGGCAUCAGAUCCUCAGCCAAUCCAACAUGCUUCUCUAAAGCUUGAAGCGGAUGAACCUGUAUUCUACGACAAUGAACCCACUACAGAGGUCAAUACUAAUAACAGAUCUUUAGAACAAUCGGACGGAGUUACUCGUGCAGAAUUAAGAAAAGAGCUAAGCUAUUUGAAGGAAGACCUGAGAAUCAUGAUUCAGACAGCAGUCCGGACUGCAGUCGAGGAAUGCUUUCAGUCUGAUAAGGACCGUUUGGCGGCACCAAUAUGGAGGCCGUUAAAGGCUUCUAAACGCGCUGUCCAGUUAGACAUGCCGGUAGAAACACGAAAACCUAUAGAAACCGAAGAGCAGCUUGCACAGUGGAACGUUGAAUUGGCAGACGAAUUCCUUUGUGAAAAAUACUAUAAGUAUUUUUCCAAAAUCGUCAGACCACACUCGUGCGUCGGAGAAGGUGAUAACGCUUGCUAUACCAUCGUCGAUUGCCUAUUUACACGAUCCUUUUGGAACCAUUUCACAUGGACUGGCGUUAAUCGAGGAGAAAAGUCGAAGCGUGGCUUUCGAGAGUUUGGAAAUGUGACUCAACUGUUGGUUAACAUUGUCUGUAUUGGUGAUCCGACGUACACGUCUCAUAAGUUGGAAAAGUUUUGCAAAACCCGACUGUUUCGGUACUCGAAAGCGCGAGCUUUAGCGAAAAAAAUGCGCCGUUCUGCUUGUCGUCCGGGUCGUACGCGAGCAGCGGAACAAGGAAAGGCUGAUUCCGACUUCAUGAUUAGCGCUAUCCAUUUUGAUGGGAAAACAACUGAUUAGAGAUAUCUUACACAUAUAGUCCUACCAGCUACUAGUUAUGUAUAUUCUGCAUUCCGAUCAAAAAUGAUUCUGAGCUAUGGUCUGGUGCAUUCGACAUCUGUAUAAUACAUUUUGUAAAUAAAAAUUGGCAACGGUCAAAAAUGGC
Sabethes cyaneus is the source of this 1460-nucleotide messenger RNA. RefSeq lists its product as uncharacterized. The record is from RefSeq and is a predicted model, not a curated record. The transcript has 4 exons. Lineage: Eukaryota; Metazoa; Arthropoda; Insecta; Diptera; Culicidae. Bases 194 to 1315 code for a protein of 373 amino acids.